Westerdykella ornata is the source of this 2508-nucleotide messenger RNA. RefSeq names its product NCA2-domain-containing protein. Gene Ontology annotation, molecular function: GTPase activity; GTP binding. Gene Ontology annotation, cellular component: mitochondrial outer membrane. The transcript is spliced from 6 exons. The coding region runs from base 1 to 2508 and encodes 835 amino acids. Lineage: Eukaryota; Fungi; Ascomycota; Dothideomycetes; Pleosporales; Sporormiaceae. The record is from RefSeq and is a predicted model, not a curated record.
AUGUCGUUCGUUGUCGACCAGGUACGGCAAAUUGACAGUCGUCUCGACGCGCUCCACCUUGCGCGACAACAGCCUGGCGACAGUUUCUGGGUUACCGAGGAAGAGGCCCACGAUUGGUCUUCUGCGGAACGGUUUGCUCACCUCCAGCGGUUGAUCAAGAGCCUCUCGGCGACCUCAAGCCCCAAGCAGUCUUUGGUGGGGGUAGACCGUAUUGUCGACAUCCUUGACGAGGCAAAGCUUGGGACGCAAUGGCAGCCUUUGAUACAAGGUGGAGGCGACACGAGAUAUCAGAAGCCCCAGAGAGCGGAGACUUCGUAUGAGCAUGAGCUGGAAUGGCUGCUGCUCAGCAAAGCAACCGCGCAGGCAUACGGUGCCGUGCUGAAUGCUGUCUUGGAGCAAGCCCUGCCUCUAGAGGAUCACAUCUGGUACUGGGAAGAUAUUGCGAGCUCAUACCGAUACGCCGGGCUGUACUCGAUGCAGACGUCCCCUAUUCGUCUCUGGAACUGGUAUCUGGAUAUCGUGCACGAUGUCAGGAAAAGAGGGGCCAGGAGAGGGAUAGCGCUCACGGACGGAUGGAGGCAGUUCUACGGCCUCGUCAAGGAGGCUGUCACAGAGAGAUCCAUUGUGCAUAUUCAGCGCAAGGUUGUAUCACCGCUUGCUCUGGCGCAGAAUGAGGCGAAGCGAAAGGCAAAGGCUCUCAAGGGGAUCCGGUUACGAUGUGCGAACGCUUUGGGCUUGUUACUGGGAGAAGGUCUCAGCUAUGAAAGCAGCCAUGGAAAAGGUCUGGAGGUGUUGGAUGCCGAAAGCACAGAGCCCGAAAACCGACACAAAUGGAAGGGAACCGUCGCAAGGAAUAUAUCUCUGAUGGAUGCCGUUCUUCAUACACUCAACGAUGGUAGCCAAGUGAAGUUUGACGAAGCUGUAGCAGCCAUCACCGAGGAAGAUCAUUACUUCGAGCCACAUGAGGCUUCUGGGGAGGAAUUCAGCAUCUCCACAGUGUUCCUUCAACCCGCCGACGUUGCAAGGCGCCUUCGUGGCGUCCUUACCCAGGCCUUGCCUACCUAUACCGCGACAUACCGGGCCCGCGUAAAGAGGAGUGGGCGGCCCUCUCGUCUCAUACGGUACUGGCUUCCUGCUUCAAUACUCUUGGUCUCUUCGACAACUAUCGUCCGCAUUGUUGUAAACCGUAAAGAAGAUAUUCUCGCCUGGAUCCGCGAAUUUGGGCGAACAUGCAUUGACUUCUGGUCCAACUGGGUUGUAGAACCGGUGAAGAAGGUCAUUGGCACGAUACGGCAUGACGAGGGAAGUGAAGUCUCCAUCCUCAGCAAGAGGAGCCUGGAGGGUGAUCGCGCCAGUCUCGAACGCAUGGUGAUUGAUUUUGCCGUGGCAAACCGCGAGGGCCCUCCUCUCACCGAGACGCACAUCGCCGCCCUACGCGCCAAAGUACGCGAGGGAGACUUAACGCCCAUCUUGAAGGCAUACGAGAAGGAUAUGCAACGACCGGUCAUGGGCGCCAUCCGGGGAAAUCUCAUCAGUGCGCUCUUGAUCCAGGUCCAGAAGACGAAGGUGGAUGUGGAGGUGGCGAUGGCUGGGAUUGACUCGAUAUUGAAAAGUCAAGAGCUGCUGUUUGGUUUCAUCGGAUUGACGCCUGGACUGCUGGUCACGGUGGGGGCGUAUCGCUGGCUCCGGGGCGUGUUCAGCAACCAGAAUAGUCUGGAGGCGUGGCGGCGGCAGGGCCAGUUGGUGAUUAAACUAAGGAAUAUUGACCGGAUCCUCGUCGGAUCAAUGGGCAAUACCAAUGAAUAUGGGGAGAUAUCAUACGAGGAUCAGGGCCUCCUUCUGUUUGAAGUCCAUCGUCUGCGCCAGACAGCCAGCGGCAUUCUACCACGCCGCAUCUUCCACGAUUUACUGGAAGAUUUGAGCGAACUCGCUGAGAACAGGAAUGGGCUGGAGAGGCAACGCAGAGUGGUGGAACGUAUCAGCGAGGACUCGUUCACGCCGUCCUUCAUCACCACCAUCGGCAUCGACUUCAAGAUCCGGACCAUCGAGCUCGACGGCAAGCGCGUCAAGCUGCAAAUAUGGGAUACCGCCGGGCAGGAGCGGUUCCGGACCAUCACGACGGCGUAUUACAGGGGCGCCAUGGGCAUUCUGCUGGUCUACGAUGUUACGGAUGAGAGGUCGUUUAACAACAUCCGCACCUGGUUCUCCAACGUCGAGCAACACGCCACCGAAGGCGUCAACAAGAUCCUCAUCGGCAACAAAUGCGACUGGGAAGAGAAACGCGCCGUCUCUACCGAGCAAGGCCAGAAGCUUGCCGACGAGCUCGGCAUCCCCUUCCUCGAGGUCAGCGCGAAGAGCAACAUCAACAUCGACAAGGCGUUUUACUCGCUCGCGGCGGAUAUCAAGAAGAGGUUGAUUGACAGCGCGAAGAACGAUGGGCCGUCGACGAGCGUGAACGUCGGGGAUGCGGGACAGGGUGCGGGGACAACGGGAAAGACGUGCUGCUAG